Molecule: messenger RNA, 872 nt
Organism: Saccostrea echinata
Lineage: Eukaryota; Metazoa; Mollusca; Bivalvia; Ostreida; Ostreidae
Exons: 2
Coding region: 102-872 (256 amino acids)
Source: RefSeq, a predicted model, not a curated record
UUCAUCAAAGACUAUGCCAGAGUAGUUCAGCCACUUAAUGAGUUACUGGUGGGACACCCAACAGCGAAAAGAAAGAACCAGGGAAACAGGAAGAAAAUACCAUGGUUAUGGGAUCUGGGAAAUUAAAUCAAGAUGUAGACGGGUUAUCCAGACGUCCAUAUCAUCUCCAGAUUUUUCCAGAGGCUGUCAAAGCAGUUUGUCAAGCAGCUCUCAUUGACCGAGAACAACUUCCAUUAGCUGAGAGUCUACUCAUUACAGACACUGGUCAACUCAACCCGGAUAUGACUGAAAUAGAAUCACAGGAACUGAGUACCGUUAACUGGAAAGAGAAGCAGGAUGAACAUCCAGUGAUAAGUAAGGUUAAGUACUUGUUAACAACUGGUGAGAGGUUAGAUUCUGAGAAUGUUGAUAUAGAGACAGAGGAGGUUAAGAAGUAUCUUAGAGAGAGGAAAAGUUUUGAGAUAAGGAAAGGUGUAUUGUUCAGGAAUACACAGAUGGAUGGGAUGAAUAUAAGGCAACUUGUUUUACCAAAGAGUAUGAUAGGGACAAUUUUCAAAGGUUUACAUGAAGAUAUAGGACAUCAGGGAAGGGAAAAGACCAGUUGGCUUGUCAAGAAGCGUUUCUAUUGGCCAGGAAUGAAUACUGAUAUGAGAGAGAAAGUUGGGCAUUGUGGGCGAUGUGUUAGAAGUAAGACCAGGGAACAUCCUAGAUCAGAGCUUGUUACCAUCAAAACAUCGCAGCCAAUGGAACUAGUAUGUAUAGAUUUUCUUUCUUUAGAGAAGUCCAAGGGUAACAUUGAGGACAUACUAGUUAUUACAGAUCAUUCACAGGACGAAAGACCAUCUUUCAGCAAUCGCUUAAUGGUGGCUUAA